AGACCCUGGUAGAAUACCUUAGGGUGAAACGUAUUCCGAGGGGUAUGCGAUUGGGUAUUAAACCCUCUUUUUGCCAACAUAAACCCAAAUUUGAGGAGAACUGGCAUAAAAUCCUAAAUAAAUGUAGCUUAGAUUUAAUUGCCUUAACUAUUGAGGGCAUUGAGGAGCCACUGACAGACCUUAACCCCUUAAGACCAAACUUCUGGAAUAAAAGGGAAUCAUGACAUGUCACACAUGUCAUGUGUCAUUAAGGGGUUAAAGGACCACUAUAGGCACCCAGACCACUUUAUCUCACUGAAGUGGUCUGGGUGCCAGGUCCAUCUAGGAUUAACCCUGCCUGCUUUAAACAUAGCAGUUUCAGAGAAACUGCUAUGUUUACAUGUGGGUUAAUCCAGCCUCCAGUGGCUGUCUCAUUGACAGCCGCUAGAGGCACUUCCGCGCUUCUCACUGUGUUUUUCACAGUGAGAAGACGCCAGCGUCCAUAGAAAAGCAUUGAGAAUGCUUUCCUAUAGACUGACUGAAUGCGCUCGCGGCUCUUGCCGAGAAUGCACAUUCAGCCGAUGACGACUGAAGGAGGAGGAGAGUCCCCAGCGCCGAGGGAGCCCAGCGCUGGAGAAAG
This is a messenger RNA of Pelobates cultripes (western spadefoot toad), 619 nucleotides long. Lineage: Eukaryota; Metazoa; Chordata; Amphibia; Anura; Pelobatidae. The record is from the annotation of a GenBank genome assembly.